Messenger RNA from Camelus dromedarius (Arabian camel), 2493 nucleotides. RefSeq names its product mesenchyme homeobox 1 (gene MEOX1). Lineage: Eukaryota; Metazoa; Chordata; Mammalia; Artiodactyla; Camelidae. Gene Ontology annotation, molecular function: DNA-binding transcription factor activity, RNA polymerase II-specific; RNA polymerase II cis-regulatory region sequence-specific DNA binding. The coding region runs from base 109 to 876 and encodes 255 amino acids. The transcript has 3 exons. Gene Ontology annotation, biological process: somite development; positive regulation of transcription by RNA polymerase II. Gene Ontology annotation, cellular component: nucleus. The record is from RefSeq and is a predicted model, not a curated record.
UUUUUCCCUCCGGUUAAAAAAAAUUUUUUUUUGCAUUUUUAACAAUUUGAAUAUCAAAAGUGUAAGAAUCCAGCCUUGGAAAGGACUGAGGUGUGCAACAGACGGCAGAUGGAUCCAAUGGCCAGCAGCUGCAUGAGGGGCCCCCACCCACCAGCCCCAGUCUGGGGUUGCCUUCGAAAUCCCCACUCUGAAGGCAGUGGGGCUUCAGGGCUCCCCCACUACCCGCCAACCCCGUUCUCCUUCCACCAGAAACCAGACUUCCAGACAGCGACAUCGACGGCAGCAUACCCCGACUUCUCAGCCUCCUGCCUGGCGGCCACCCCACACAGCCUGCCCCGGGAGGAGCGCAUCUUCACCGAGCAGCAUCCUGCCUUCCCACAGCCCCCCGACUGGCAUUUCCCUGUCUCGGGGGCCCGGCGUAGACUCAACCCGGGCCCAGCGGGGGGCUCCAAGGAGAUGGGGACCAGCAGCCCCGGCCUGGUGGACGCCACAGGAGGCCCAGGUGAGGACUAUGAGGUCCUUGGGAGCACUGCCAAUGAGACGGAGAAGAAGUCAACCAGACGGAAAAAGGAUAGUUCAGACAACCAGGAGAACCGAGGGAAGCCGGAGGGCGGCAGCAAGGCCCGCAAGGAGCGGACGGCCUUUACCAAGGAGCAGCUGCGGGAGCUGGAGGCCGAGUUCGCUCAUCACAACUACCUGACCCGGCUCCGGAGAUAUGAGAUCGCGGUAAACCUGGACCUCUCCGAGCGACAGGUCAAAGUGUGGUUCCAGAACCGAAGGAUGAAGUGGAAGCGUGUGAAGGGGGGUCAGCCCAUCUCCCCCCAUGGGCAGGACCUCGAGGAUGGUGACUCUGCAGCCUCUCCAAGUUCAGAGUGAGAUUCUCCAGGGAGGGAAAAAAAGAAAGAAAGACUGAGAUCUGAGCCCCCUACCAACUACCCCCACUUCAAACCCACCUUCACCUUUUCCCACCCACCCAGGGCAGCCCCUUGCAUCUUGCAGGGACUCUCGGAUAGGAAGCUGCCUUGAAGUCUCCCAGAAAGUUCUGGCCAGCAUCUCUGUCCUAGCAGCCCCUUCCCACAAUUCUCAUGGAGUCAUACAGUGGCCAGACAGGACCAGAGUGAAUCCGGGGAACAGCUCCAGGGACGCUGUUUCUCAGGUCUUUUAGCUGCCACCCAAGCCUCCUCUCACCACCUUCCUCCAACACCAGCCAGGCCUCCCCAAGUCUGGACACCUGUCCUUCUGGGAGAGGAGCCUUCGGCCCAGCUGGUGACUCAUGAAUGCAGAUGCCCACAGAGAAAGGAAAUCACUAAGACACACACGCCCCCUAGACCACCCUCCCUUUCUGGGCUCUAUAUCUGAGGCUUUGGGGGCCCUCAGUUGUCCCAAAACCUCGGGGCAAAUCAGUGUGAGGAAGUUUAAGGACAGAAACUUAGCUGCUGCAAAUCAGAAGCCAUCCCUGUCUCCAAAUGUAUUGGCUAAGUGGACAAGUUCACGAGCACUGGCUGAAAAAGUCAGUUGUCCCCACAAAGGCCUGUCCAUGCCAGCUUGACCGGGUGGGUGAGAAUGGACCCAGCACAGCACCUAUUUCUUCAAAAUUAAUUUAAGGAUACAACUGGGACUGCUGAGCAGGGCACCAGGGCAACGGAGAAGCUAUCACAUUUAAAUCCACAAUUUCUGGAUUGAAAACCUAUCCAGUUGCUCACAUAUUGAGGCGAGGGCCCAGGAAUGUGGAACUCUGGCCUGGAAGGUUCUCCAGCUACAGUGUCCUGUGCUUUCAAAGAACUCUGGCUGCAAUUAGGGACCCAAAAAUUUCCUCUUUCUCCGUGGGAUGCAUCUGAGCUCCUCCUGUGUGUUCCACAAAUGCUGUUAUUAUGGGACGAGCUGCCAUGUUUAUGUGUGUGGACUGCCCAGAUCCUCUUGGGUGACACUCCAGGACUGUUAGCCAGACAACCUUAGGAGACUGAAGCCUUGAGGGAGACCCCCUGCCUGCCUCAGCCUCUGUCCCCCAGUACCAGCUGGUGUCCCAGAGGGAGGUCAGCAAGAGUUUGGAGCUCUUGUAUGUAGAUGUAAUCAUUCAUGUGUAAAAAGAACCCCACCUCCCCAUCCCAGAAGGACAACCACUCUGGAAAAUGAUUGCCAAAUGAGAUGGCUGGUGAGAGCAUGUGUAAUUUUUUCUAAAGCAUACUUCAUCUGUUUUCCUUAGAUUACAUCAAGUUAACUGUGUAAGGUCAAUUCACUUAGUAAGAAAACUCUGGGAGAAAUAAAAUCAAUAAAAAAGCAACGUUCCCAGGUCUUUUUCCAGGCAGAGCUAAGAACCACAGCUCUGUGUACAAUCCUCUGAUGCCUGUGUAAUGAUCAGCCAGACAAGGUCUAGAGGCAACAAAAAAAGGGAAGAAAUCCUCUAGACCAAGCUAUCCCUUGGUUCUUCAAAAGAUAGGGGUGCAAAUGUAAUUGAUGUAAAAAAAAAAAACUUGUCUUCCUUGCAAUCUCAUU